Messenger RNA from Bolinopsis microptera, 5126 nucleotides. Its product is annotated as calcium-activated potassium channel slowpoke-like. Bases 30 to 3593 code for a protein of 1187 amino acids. The transcript has 32 exons. Lineage: Eukaryota; Metazoa; Ctenophora; Tentaculata; Lobata; Bolinopsidae. Gene Ontology annotation, biological process: potassium ion transmembrane transport. The record is from RefSeq and is a predicted model, not a curated record. Gene Ontology annotation, molecular function: large conductance calcium-activated potassium channel activity. Gene Ontology annotation, cellular component: membrane.
ACACUACUAUAUAACAAAUAAUUUGAGCAAUGGCUGACGCAGACUGUACAUGCGCUGUGGCCUGUGAGAAAACGCAGGAGGAAUGCCAACAAAACGCACAAUGGUACUUGUUUGUUGCGACUAGUAUGGUCAUCCUAUUUGGAGGUGGUUUCCUGAUCUUCUGCAUGCAAAUACUGUAUGAUAAAUGGAACCAGUUCAGUUUUGACCGUCUUGAAAUUUCGAGACGGAUGUUCCCGAAUCACUACGAUCGGGAUAAGCUGGACGAGGUUGAGCUCCACAACAAGUUGCGACACUACAUCGUCAACGAAGUGAUCAGCUUGCAGACCAACAAGGGCAUGGUCCUGGCAAUCUUAUACUUUCUAUUCAACGUUAUAUCAGUGACUCUCUACAUAAAUCAGUCUGACCAGCCGUUAGAACAGUGUGUACAAGUUUUAGACACGUGUAACUGGACGCUAUACGCUGAUAUAGGACUUAAUGUUUUCUUUUUAUUUCAUUUUUUAUUAAGAUUAAUAGCAGCGCCAAAUCGGUUAAAGUUUUGGUUUCAAAUGGGUUCUAUAGUUGACUUUUGUACGAUACCCCCCUGUGCUUUGGCACUCAUUUUAGAAAGAAAUUGGCUCGGUAUGAGAUUCAUGCGAGCGCUCCGAUUUAUGCAAAUGGGAGAGAUUUUAAUGACUUUCAACAGCACGGGAACCGUCGUAUCAUUUGGUGGUGGUGGCGGCGGUGGCGGCGUACGACGGCGCACCUGGAACAAGCCGUUCAGUGGGGCCGGACAGAGUGGGGGACCGCCCGACUCGGAUGUAGGCCGUUCUCACAGCCGCAGGUCUAUUGUUCAGUUACUAGUUCUGAUGUUAGACUUCGUGAGUGUUUGGUUGUUUGCUGCCGGAUUCGUUCACUUGGUUGAGAACUCUGGUGAUCCCUGGAAGCCGAACAGCGCGAGGACGGACAACUUCACCUACUUUGAUUCAGUGUGGCUCACCAUGGUGACCAUGAGUACAGUUGGUUACGGUGACGUGUACCCUACCACGGGAAUUGGGCGCUCCUUCAUGAUGGUAUUCAUUGUUUGCGGUCUGGCGAUGUUUGCUACUUACACGCCAUACCUCUACGAGUUCUACAGGAGCCGAUCACCCUACGCCGGCAGAUACGAGCGAGCUGAUAGUAAAAAAUACGUAGUAGUUUGUGGACAUAUUACCUACAACAACGUAAAAUCUUUUUUAGCGGACUUUCUUCAUCCGGACAGAGGAGAUCGCACUAGCAGAGUCCUUUUUCUUGACAAUAAGCGUCCUGAACCGGAAUUGACUGGUCUUAUUAAGCGCUAUUUUUUAAGUGUUCAGUAUUUUGAGGGGUCUGCCUUGAAUCACAAUGAUUUACGGCGAGUUCAGUUAGAGCAUUCAGACGCGGUCAUUCUGUUGUGUAACAAAGAUUCUGAUGAUACGAAGUCCGAGGAUGCAGCUACUAUACUAAGAGCUAUAUCAGUAAAGAACUACUGCAGUAAAGCUCGGCUUAUUAUGCAGCUUCUUAACUAUAAAUCUAAAAGCUUCCUUCAAACAAUUCCUAAUUGGGACCCUAUUAACUACAGAGACGAAAAUAUUUGUAUUAGUGAGUUCAUGUACGGGUUAGUUGCACAGAGCUGCUUGUGCCCUGGAUUCUCUACAUUAAUGAUAAACCUCAUCUCAACCCGUUCCUACAUUCCUGGGACAAACGAGAAUUUGGACUGGAAAUCAGAUUAUGCGUAUGGUUGUGAUCACGAAAUCUACACUGUCAUGAUCAGCAGUGAUUUCAACGGCAUGACCUUCCCGGAAGCAGCCGAGAUAUGUUACAAGCAGUUGAACCUGUUGAUGAUCGCUGUUGAAAACUUCGAUAACUCCGGAUUAGCCAUUAAUCCGUUACCGGACCAGUUUACGAUACGGAAGGAAUGUCUCGGUUACUUCAUCGCCUCCUCGUAUAAAGAUGUUUGCAGGGCGAGGUUUUACUGUGCCCUUUGUUUAAAUGAAGGUAUUGAGAUCGGGUUCAAACCUUGUAAAUGCCGACUGGAAGCAGCUGUUCCUCAACUAUCUACCGUUCCUGCAGCUAAAAAGAAACGAUCUAACGUCCAACUCAUUCCCCUUUCUGAGCACAAAUCCCCCAACAACAAUGAAACAGGUCUGACGCGUGUAGGAAGUGUAGACUCCAAAUCCUCGACAGCGACAGAUAUCAACCAGCUCCGAACCGUCCGACAUCUUUUCUCUCAGCAUUCGACGAAGUCCACAUCAGUGGACCGAGGAACGCUGACUGGAGCCGGAAUGUCAAGCACGUUCGACCCCACAGGCAACUACCACUGGUCCCCCGAGAAGAAGUUUGAGGACGUCGACUUGAAAGACCACGAGUUAAACAAUCACAUAGUGAUUUGCGCUUUCGGGGACGACAAAACACCAAUAUCAGGCCUGUCUAGUCUUAUCAAGCCACUCCGCGCCAGUAAUCUUCCUUAUAAGAAAUUGAAAGUUGUUUUACUUCUCGCCGAGAAAGAUUUCCUUUUGAAAGCCUGGAAAGAACUUCGACACUUCCCAAAAAUCCGUGUUCUUUGCGGUUCAGCAUUGGACAGAAGUAAAUUAAAACGAGCGUUCAUAAACCGAGCCAGCAUGGUGGUCAUUCUGUCGAACUACGGGAAAAGAAUGGCAUACAAAGAUCCCUUCCUUUUAGAUAAAGAGCCAAUAUUGGCAUGUCUCAAUCUCCCUCAAGUGGCUGGCAAAUCAGAAAAUUCAAAACCCGUGGAGUUUAUUGCGGAGCUCGUCAACGAUUCCAAUGUUCAUUUCCUCGAUCAGGAUAACGAAGAUGAACCUGACAUAGAAUUACAUUUGACAAUGAAGUUCGCACAGGGCAGCUGCAUUACCGCUACAGCUUUAGAUACACUCAUGAGUGAAGCGUAUUAUAAUGACGAGGUAAUGACGUUGGUACGGGCACUCAUAGCAGGAGCAAACGUCCCCGAAUACGACGCCGAGGACGAGGAACAUUCCGGGCCACUACAAGUCCCCGCUAACGCGCUCUGUGGCUCCCAGUGUCGGGUGAUCAGGAUCAAAGCAGAGGAGCCCAGUCUCAGCGAGCACAUCAAGGGUAAAGCUUAUAAAGACGUGUUCGUGGAGCUGCUCCAAAAGUUCAACCUGUUGUGUCUGGGACUCCACCGCGCUAUUGACUGGCACGAGGAAAUCAGUGUGGAACACAAACGCUUCGUGUACAUCAACCCGCCCGGAGAAACGAAGAUCGUAGCAUCGGACUACUUGUACGUGAUUGUGCAGACGUCCAAACUGCAGCCCCCCACUGAGGUCAUGUUGAACAAGAUAAGGGACACCAUGUUGAGGAAGGGCAGCACGCCUGAACAGCCGGACAGUAAACUCACCCGACAGAACAAAGUCGACACCGAAUCAGUUCGGUUAGAAUCCCUUUCAAUGAGGUCAGUGUCAAGUGUGGCACCCUCCCCCCGGACCCCUCUCUCCCCCAACUCGCCACCUGCCGGGGAGGAGCGAUUCUAUAACCCUCUACACGCCAACCACACCUCCAAAUCCCAUCACAUUCUCGAGAACUUCCACAACAGCUACGCAAGCUAUUCGGACGGUCACUAGGAAAACAAGAGAUGUUACCAAUAGACGAAUCUAGUUCCUCUCUAGCCGUUUAACAAGACACGUGCCGCGCGGGGCUCUGGCGCACGUGCAGGACACGCGCGCAGACACACCGCCACUCAAUUAGCUAAUCGCCCAAUUAGCUGAUUGACGACUAAUUGACUGUUCAGAUAUAUUCGCAAGGGGUACCGAGUUUUAGAAAGAUGAAGGAAAUUUGAAGAUUAAUGAGAUAAGAUUAUUGAGAUAAGAUAUAAGAGAUAAGAUUAAGAACGUGUAGUCGUGGAGUGGAGGGUUUGUGUGGUACUAGGUCCCAUUAUAGGGUGUACUUUUGUUUCAAGUAUGUACGGAGCGGGAUAAAUAUGCUUUAUAAUUAGUUAUAAUUAAUUAAUCGAUUAAUUAAUUAAUCACUUGAUACGUAUCCCGGGGAGAAGAUGCGGCCACCUGUUUGAAACAUUUUAAAGACUCAGAUAUUUUUAUUUUGUUCAUAUGCAACUCCACUCCAUAUUAAGCGAGAAAAGCGACAUUGUUGUUUUUUAUAAUACCAGGGGUGUAAAUGAAAUGUGUAUGUAUUUUAUAGAGUACGUAACUCUGCAAAGUUACCUGGCUAAACUUAUCAGAACCCUGGUUACUAUAGUUACUAUAGUUACUAACCUGUUACUAUAGUUACUAACCUGGUUACUAUAGUUACUUACCUGGUUACUAUAGUUACACGGUUCCUUUGCCGGGUUUUGGUAGGUUUAACCGUGUCAAUGUUCUAUCAGUCACCGUCAGAAAGAAAAGAAAUGGUUUAGUUUACUGACUUCUUGUGACCGGCAUUAUUCGACGAACCGGGACAAAUUCCGUAGAUAUCUUGUAGUUGUAACGGUUCAUCGUGCAAUCUAGUUACUCAAACUCACUGUAACCUAGAAACUCAAACUCACUGUAACCUAGAAACUCAAACUCACUGUAACACUCACUGUCAUCUAGUUACUUAAAUCCAUUUUAAUCUAGUUACUUAAACUCACUGUAACCUAGAAACUCAAAUUUAUUGUGACCUAUAAAUUCAAACUCAUUCUCAAUUCUAACGUAUCAUCACCAUCCACCAUAGCAUAAUCAAUUCAACAAAUUUGAGAACCAUUUGGAAUUGUCGAUAAUGUCCGGUUACAGGUGAUAAGUUGUCAGUAAUACUAUUUGUUUAUCACCAUCAACUAAUCCCACCAUCGGCCUCAUUCACAACAAAAUUCAUUUCAUAUACGUUUUAUUAUCCAAACGAGACAUACAUACCGAUUAAUUAAUUAAGUUUUAAUUAAGUUAAUUAUUUAAUAACUAGUUUAACCUUUUUAGCCGCCGAGGUGUGGCGACACGUAUUUUACUCUUUCGUUUUAAGGAUUUGAUUGCGUUAAAUUGAAUGUAAUUUAACUGAUGAUGAUGAUGAUUGAUAUUGCUCGGGAUAUGGUUCGGAGUUCCGUGUAACGUUAUGUAGAAAUUAUAAAGUAAUAACUGCACAUUUGCUUUAAUUUAACUAUAAUCUUUUACCCGAUCCUAUGGAUUUAUAAA